CGAACGGUCGCGGUGGUGCCAACGCCAACGGCCAACUGGCGGCUUUUGGGCGCGGCAGACAGGACAGAGAAUGGCGUCACGGGUGCUCUAUGUGCCCAAGCGAGCCGAAGCGGAGCCGAGCCCCGAUGUCGUCUACGCCGAGUACUCGAUGCAAUGCCGCGACCACGUGAAAGCCGACCCGGCCGUGCAGACACUGCUCCACGGGUUCUGGGACGUGGCUGUGAAGGACGUGCACGGCUUUAUCCACCAAGAGGCCUAUCUCGAUGUCUUGCAGCGCAUCGCGUACGCCAUGGUGGCCAACGCGACCCCCGAGACCGCGCGCGACCUUGUUGCGCGGGACUGGGCCAACGACGCGUUCAACCAAGAGUACAUGCAUUUCAGCCCGUUUAUGGACGCGCUCUUUGAGAUCUGCGACCUCUGGGUGCCGUAUGUGGACUCGCGCGAGUAUGUACAUUUUUUAACUGCGCUGCAAUCGAUGGUGUUACGGCCCAACGUGGCCGACAUGGCUGCCGUGCUGCUGGAAGACCAGCCGAUGCUCGACGGUUGCCUUCCACGCGUCCUCGCGCCUCUCGACGACAUGACGCGCUGCCCGCACAAGACGUUGACACCGGGGCUCGAAGACUCGUACCGCAACGGUGUCUGGCUCCUCGCGACGACCCUCUCGCCCGAGUCCAAGUCGCUCUCGUUCAAGGCGCUUUUGUGCACCAACCACGCAAAGGUGUUUGGCGCGUUCUCGCAAAAGAUCGUUGCGACGACAAAGGCCAUGUCCGAAGGCGGGUUUGUUGAAUUUGCGCGUAAAUUCAAGGUCCACAGCUCGAACUUGAAGCCGCUCAAGCCCGUUGAGCGCUCGAACGAAGGCAGCCGGUACCGUGUACACUACUUGACCAACGCGCGCCAGCAGGAUGCGUGGGACCCGGCGUUGGCGUCCAUUGCGCAGCUGCUCGGACGACGACCGGGCAUCUGCGUCGUGGGGCCGCCCGGUGUCGGGAAGACCCGCUUGGCACGCUCGCUCGCGGCCGAGCUCAACCUCGAGUACAUUGGUCUGGCGGCGACGCUCGAGCUCGUCUUGUCGCAGCCGCAGCCGACGGCCGAAGAAAUCUUUGAGAGCGACCUUCUCCAGCUCAAGCAAAAGGUCAAGAGCAUGCUGCGCCGAGGUCAGAGUGUCAGCCGCGAGUACGCGAUCGACCUUGUGGUCGACUACAUCAGCCACCAUCUCCAAGAGUGCCAGGGCUACGUGCUCGAUGACGUGUACCCGCACGAAGUCGUCGCGCUCCGCGAUGCGAAUGCGAUGGACAUGAGUGUGACGCACUUGCUCUGUCUUCGCGGGACCCACGCCAACGUCGAAGCCCAUGUUGCAACGUUGCUGCUCGACCCCAAGACGCGCGCGAUCUCCUCGGCCCGCGACCGGACGAUCGCCAGUGACGAGAACGGCUUUGCGAGCACUUUCAUUGAGCCCGAGCCGCUGCUCGUCACGGUCGAGGCGCAGCCCGUCGUGCCGCUUCCGACCAACGACGACGACAACGCAGGUGCGGAUGACGACGCGUCACCGCGCGACGACGAAGAAGGGGUUGUCCACGAGCCACCGCCAGAUCCGAGUGCACCGUUUCGAGUGCCAGCCUACGAGCUAUCGCAGCUGGACAAGUACGCGCCGGCGCCAUCGAAUGAUCGAUGCUUGAGCGUGGCGUCCGUCUACCUCAAGCAGCUCUCGAAAGGCAUGCAGGACUUUGAGUCGGGUGUGAGCAUGACCAUGCAGCUCGUCAAGACGCAGCUCACGAUCGUCGAUGUGAUCUUUCACCAGUCGCCCAACGGCGUCUUGCAGCACGCUAUCCAUGCGGUGUCGGGGGCACACCCGCCACUGUCGCGCCUUCCGCCAUCCCUCUCGGCCGUUCGCGUUGAAAUGCCCUUGGACGUUCUCAGCCAGCCCCGAGACGAGCAGCUUCGGUGGCUUUUGUACGGUGAGCUGCCCGUGCCGCCCGAACACCAAGCGCUGCUGCCACCCAACGAGCCCCGGACGCUCUCGGUGUACCGGUCCUUCUGUCCUGUUCUAUGGGCGUCCGGCGAGGUGGUGCCAGGUGUGCCCGAGUUCCACGCCUUCUUUGCCGGACGGCUCUACGUGAUGGCGUCGAAGGAAACCCAAACCGCAUUUCUCCGGCACCCGCACUCGGUGCUUCGGCACUUGGUCGAUAGCAGUGGCUCGCCGUCGUACCCGAGCACGCCGCUGCCGACCAAGCUCUGGGUACUGACCUCGACGCCAACAUGGAGUGUGGACCACCCUAUGUACUCUGCCGUGCUGGCGGCGCUUGCACACAAGCUGCAGGUCGAGACGCUGGAUCCACUCUCGGUGCUCCGGUCGCCGUCCCUCGACUCGCUCCACACGGUCGUGCUGCGCCAAGGCCUGACCAUGUCCCACGCUAUGGUGACGCAGCUCGUGCUUGACGAAACGUUCUCGCGGAGUGGGUACAUUCUGCAUGACUUACCGCUCGACGAAGCGACCGUGGGUACGAUCGAAGCCAACAACGCGUCUCUGGACCUUGUGCUCGUGCUCGAGCCGCCCAAAGCGUCCGACGCGGCCGAAGCCAGCUACGGCGAGAAGCUCCAAAAGGUCCUGUCGCGUCUCGGCCAAGUGCCGGUCGCCCAUGUCGCGAUGGACCCCAGUGCCGAUGCGGACGAUAACGUAGCUGCGAUUGGUCGCGCUCUCCGCCGCCUCGAUCGAAACCGCGUUGACGGGCCCGACGACGGCUGUACCAAAGAGGACGAGAGUACCAAACCAUGGGGCGCCACGGGCCGCUUCUGCCCCGUGACCUACUGGAACACGGCGAGUUUGCAUCGCACUGUGCCCGGCAAGACCGAGUAUAUGAGCUACGUCGACCAGGCCAAGUACGCAAUGGCAGGCCCCAAGGAAAAGGCCAUGUUCGAUCGGAACCCGCGUCGGUACUUGCCGACAGCGCCGACCACGGAGUUUCGACCUGUGGUGUGGCUACAUGGUCUCACAGGCUCGGGCCGCUCAACGCUGGCCGCGCACCUUGUUGAGGCCCUACGCGAUGAGCCAACGAGCAUUGUGGACUUGGCGGCUGUCGCCGCGGCGACGGCCAAAGCCAUUCGACUGCAGCAGCAUGCGUUGGGCGACGGCGAGACGCUCGACGAAACGAGUCGGACGCAGUUGUACGUUGCGGCGCUGGGGCACGAGCUGUCGCGGCAUGCGACAACCGGGGGCAGUCUCUGCCUCGCGCCGGGGCUAGGCCCCACGCGGCUUCCCACUCGAGAGCUGCUGACGCAUUGCGCCGACCAGCGCUGGCUUCCACUGCUCGUGGUACCGCUGGCGAUCGACGAGGCGGCGAUCGUGGCCCGGCGAAUGCGCCAGUGGGUGUACACUCCGCCGCCUGCAGACCCGGACGCAGCCGACGACGACGGCGCCGAGCCCGAGGACCCCAAGCUCAAGAAAGAGCGCUUGGCGGCUGAAGAAGCGGCCGCUCGCGACGACGCGACGCAAGCCAUCGCGAGCGACGUGGCUGCGGAGCUCGAACUCUACGCCGCCGGCCUCGCGUUCUUUCAAGAGGUCGGUGUCGAGGUGGCACCGCCGAUUGACGCGAGCCGGGGGCCAACCCGCGUCCUCAAAGAGGCACUGCGGCGCCUCGAAAACCAUGUGCUCACGCGCCGCCACCAGCUCUUUUGCGCCCCCGAGCGACAGCCCGUCACGCGCCUGGGGCCGCUGCUAUCGGCGGGGUACAUUGCACUGGGCCACCAUGGUCCGUACUGUCCCGUGAGCGAUGCUUGCAUCCCAACGCGGCAGUCGCCCGAGGCGGUGCUCUACCGCAGUCGCGUCUACGUGCCGAGCUCCGAGGCGGUGGCUGCCUUUCUGGCAACGCCCAGCGCCUACGUGCAGCGACCAACGAAACCGGGUGCAGUCGUCGCGUCCAUCGCGGUGAUUGGUCCGCCGCACUGCGGCAAGACGACGUUGGCCAAAGCGCUCGCACGGAUGCACCAAUGGGUCUACCUGAGCCUCGACAAUAUCCUCCACUGGGUCCUCCGGUGUCAAAACGAGACGGAGUUGUACGUAGCAGUCUCCGAGUACGUUGCCUCGCGGACGCCAUUGACCGUGGACGUCGAUCUCGUGCCCGACAACAUUUUGCUCCAGUGCAUUCUCUUGCGCAUCAAGGCCAUUGACGUGCAGCAGUCGGGCUACGUGCUCGACGGGUUCCCGAGCACUUUGCGGCAAGCGUCGCUCUGGGAAGGCCUCCAGCGCACCGAGCCGUCGAUGCCAAUGAGUAUCCUGUGCCUUGACGCUUCCGUUUCCUCCAUUUUGCGCCGGUCGCCGCCUCCGUCGCACAUCAAAUUUCUCAAGUCCAUGGCGCAGUGGCAACUCCAUCGUCUGCGCUUGCUUGUGCUGUACGCCAUGACGUACGGCGUCGGGUACCUUAAAAUGCUCGACACCAACGGGCGCAGUGUGUGGCACGUCCUGUCCGAUGCAUCCGAGCUGCUUGCGCGCAUCGUCGGUGCGGCCAACGGGUACAUGCAAGCCAUAGCGUCCGGUGGCGCGGCGCCGCUCCAGCACCUUCGCUUCUCGCAAGUGUACUUGGACUCGCACACGAACAUGCGCCUCGGCGGGCUCUGCCCCGUGACGCUCACGGCAGCCCACAAACGCUACUCGAGUCUGCAAGUCGACCGCCGCUUUCUGGCCGAGUUUGAACACGUCAACUACUGGCUCGCGGACGCAACGGCGCUCGAGGCCUUUCUCUUGCAGCCCGCCAAGUACCUGGAGAGCCGCGUGCUCCUCCAGCAAGCCAAACUGCCAAUAGACAUGGCUAUGGGCAGCAACCUCACAACUGGCGCGCCGCCCCGCCUCGGGUUUCAAGGCUACUGUGCAGUGACCUACGCGGACGGCGCCGGGCCCGCCGACUGGUCGUCGAUUCGAAAAGGCUCCAAGUUUAUCGUGGCGGCGUUUGAUGGCACCGUCUACGCGUUCACGUCGGUCGCUAUGAAAAGCCGCUUCCUGCGCGCACCGCUGGUGUACACAGCACUGACGUUGCCGACAAAGCUGCCGCCCAUCGUCGACGAGAACGCGCGGCACCUCAAUGUGACGAUGCCAGGGAAGCUCGAGCAGGCCUUGAGUCACAUCACCGAAGAGGCACUCGUGGCGCUGGGCCACGAGCGCUUCAAGUUCCCCGGCGUCUCGGUGCGCGCGUCUGCGAUUCAAUUUGUCGCGCUCUUUCUCAAAUCGAAGAAGAAAGCCACGAACCAGGCCAGCCAGCUCCCGGCGGACGUCGCCGCGCUCCUCCAGCAGUACAUCAAUGACUGCCGCCUCGGCAGCGACAUCAAGGAGAUGGCCAUGCCCGUCGGGUCGGCGGUCAAAGGCGUCCGAAGCGUCCGCAGCAAGGACGGCGACGACGUGAGUGCCAAGUUCGCGCGCUUUGAUGCAAUUCUCAUGUCACCAAGCGCACAUUUCCGCGCGUAUGCGACCAACGGCCUCCUCAAGUAGCACAAAACCACGCUGCGAAUACAGAUAGAUGGCUUGCGUCGACAAGUGCUCCUUCUUUUGCGGGUCGUGUAGGGUGGCAAAGCAGAGUGUUCUACUGUUCUGAUUGCUAAGGCUCCAUCCCACUGCCGUGCAGCCUGCACCGUCUCGUC
Saprolegnia diclina VS20 is the source of this 5625-nucleotide messenger RNA. RefSeq lists its product as hypothetical. Gene Ontology annotation, biological process: nucleobase-containing compound metabolic process. The transcript is spliced from 11 exons. Gene Ontology annotation, molecular function: AMP kinase activity; ATP binding; ATP hydrolysis activity. Bases 71 to 5476 code for a protein of 1801 amino acids. The record is from RefSeq and is a predicted model, not a curated record. Lineage: Eukaryota; Oomycota; Saprolegniomycetes; Saprolegniales; Saprolegniaceae. Gene Ontology annotation, cellular component: cytoplasm.